UGCCAAUGGCAACCGUCGUCGUUACACCGCACGCCAUACCAGAUUGAUCAAUGCUAGAUUAAAAUAAAAAACCUACACAAGGCACAAUAACACAUUUCCACCAAUUUUCUGAAUCGAAACAAUAGCCAAUGACCACCAUUAAAAAUGUGGUGGAUUUGGAUGACAUGUUUUACGAAAGUCUUUCGUUGGGAUUGGCAAAGGUUCUGAAUUGCAUUCCACGUAUUACAAACGUUACGUGCGAAAAACGGUUGCCAUGUGAAAAGGCUCAAGUUACGGCCUGGGAGUCGCGACACAAUAUCUACCUUCCGGAUGAUAUGAAACGUUUUUAUUUGUCCACCGAUGGAUUCAAUUUCUACUGGAGUUAUCAGUAUUCUCCGAAUGAUAUCCGCCGCGUAGGACAUAUUCAUUUCCCGCAUUUGAUUCAGAUAACGCUCGUUCGAGAUAACAUAGAUACAAUCCUUAGCUCCAGCCCGAACACUGCCGUUACGAUUCCACCAAUCAUUCGCCAGUCCAACUACAUUGAUUCGACUUCGGGAUAUCUCAAUCACCUGAACCUCAAUUCUCGAAGUAAAAUUUUCGAACUGAGUACCAUCACGGAUCUGGCGAAGGUUUGCUUAGUUUACGAAACCCCGGAAUCUUCAAAUCCGAAAAUAUUCCUAUUAGAAAUGGGCACUUUCAAGUGGCAAUUUUUGGCGGAUACUUUUACCGAGUACUUGCGGAUGAGCAUAGCCCACCUUGGUUUGCCAUACUGGGAGCUGUGCUUUUCGAGCUGUGGAUUGCCGUCCUGGACUGAGCAGCUGUUUUUGCUGCUGGCGCCUCAUUUGCUGGAGAAAAACGAGAAUCGUAGGCUGAAGAACAUCGUUUGCGUUAACGAAAAUCCACCGUACAAUGUGCUGGACCCGGCGGUUUUCCGAACUAAACCACGCUGCUCGAGACAAAACCAGAAAAAUCGUAUGAACAAUUAGCGUUUAUUUACAAAAGGAUGGCCGCGACUGGAGAGUUUAUUUUAUACGUAAAUAGUUUACAAUUAGUAAUUCAAUAAACAGUUUGCUACAACGUUUGAAAUAGUGAGGGAUCA
This is a messenger RNA of Armigeres subalbatus, 1078 nucleotides long. RefSeq names its product tubulin polyglutamylase complex subunit 2. NCBI's taxonomy places the organism in Eukaryota, Metazoa, Arthropoda, Insecta, Diptera, Culicidae. The transcript is spliced from 3 exons. The record is from RefSeq and is a predicted model, not a curated record. The coding region runs from base 129 to 965 and encodes 278 amino acids. Gene Ontology annotation, biological process: protein polyglutamylation.